AGGGGCAGUUGGCGUCCCAGAGCAUUGCAGGGAGGGACGGCAGCGAGUGGGGAGGGCUGCUGUGAGGUUCCCAAGCAGAAAGCCACUCUCUCCCCCGCUUCUCUUCUCCCUCAGGCGAAACUUCAUCUGGGAACAAUCAAGAGUUCGACGACGACGACGACGACGAGGCGUACAGCUUCGGCAGCGGCUUGUAUUAGGCAUCCGGUGCGCGGCGCGCCUCAGGGCUCGCCCCUUUCCCAUGUGAGGCGCGCGGAGCAGAAAGGGCAGCGCAAGGGCGCAGCAGGCAGCAAGGAGGGCGCAGCAGGGGGCUCCAGCCCUGCCGAGGGAGCGGCUGCGACGCCAACGCCGCCGCCAUGGAGGGGAGUCCCAUCCCUGUGCUCACCAUCCAGACGGUCCCGUACGAGGACCAGAGGCCGACGGGAGGCGGGGGACUGCGCAGGGACACGGCCGUCUUCGAGGGCCAGCGCAACUACCUGCCCAACUUCGUGCAAAGCGUCCUCUCCUCCAUUGACCUGCGCGACCGGCAGGGCUGUACCAUGGUGGUGGGCAGUGACGGCAGGUACUUCAGCAGGACGGCCAUCGAGGUGGUGGUGCAGAUGGCGGCAGCCAACGGGAUUGGAAGAUUGGUUAUUGGUCAGAAUGGCAUCUUAUCCACCCCUGCUGUAUCAUGCAUUAUCCGAAAAAUCAAAGCAGCUGGUGGGAUUAUUCUGACAGCUAGUCACUGUCCUGGAGGACCUGGAGGAGAAUUUGGAGUUAAGUUUAAUGUUGCCAAUGGAGGACCAGCUCCAGAUGUGAUUUCUGAUAAAAUCUACCAGAUAAGCAAAACUCUUGAAGAAUAUGCCAUUUGUCCUGACCUGAGAAUUGACUUAUCUCGGUUAGGAAGACAAGAGUUUGAUCUGGAGAACAAAUUCAAGCCUUUCCGAGUUGAGAUAAUAGACUCUGUAGAAGUCUAUCUUAAUCUUCUGAGGACUGUCUUUGACUUCAGUGCAAUCAGAGGCAUGCUAACAGGGCCAAAUCAGCUGAAGAUCAGGAUUGAUGCCAUGAAUGGAGUGAUGGGUCCCUAUGUCCGGAGAAUCCUGUGUGAUGAACUGGGAGCUCCUGCUAAUUCUGCAGUAAACUGUGUUCCUCUGGAGGAUUUUGGUGGCCAGUAUCCUGACCCAAACCUGACACAUGCAACUUCUUUGCUGGAAGCAAUGAAAGGAGGAGAGUAUGGAUUUGGAGCUGCUUUUGAUGCUGAUGGGGACCGCUAUAUGAUCCUAGGUCAAAAUGGAUUUUUUGUGAAUCCUUCAGAUUCGCUGGCCAUCAUUGCUGCCAAUCUCUCUUGCAUUCCAUAUUUCCGUCAGAUGGCCGUGCGAGGGUUUGGGAGGAGUAUGCCUACCAGCACUGCAUUGGACAGGGUGGCAAAAUCCAUGAAAGUUCCUGUGUAUGAAACGCCAACAGGCUGGAGGUUCUUCUCAAAUCUGAUGGAUUCUGGUCGAUGCUCACUCUGUGGAGAAGAAAGCUUUGGCACUGGAUCUGACCACAUCCGAGAAAAGGAUGGACUUUGGGCUGUCCUAAUUUGGCUCUCAAUCAUGGCAGCCCGAAAUCAGAGUGUGGAAGAGAUUGUCAGAGAGCACUGGACAAAAUUUGGCCGUCACUACUACUGCAGAUUUGAUUAUGAAAAACUGGAUCCUAGAACAGCGUACUUCAUAAUGAGGGAUCUGGAGGCUUUGAUCACUGACAAGUCUUUCAGUAAUCAACAGUUUGCUGUUGGAAGCAAUGUCUACAGUGUGCAAAAAGCAACCAGCUUUGAAUAUGUGGAUCCCGUAGAUGGCACUGUGACCAAAAGACAGGGGCUGAGGAUAAUUUUCUCAGAUGCAUCCAGGCUCAUCUUCAGAUUAAGUGCUUCUAGUCAUGUGCGAGCCACCCUCAGGAUCUAUGCAGAGAGCUAUGAAAAGGACCCUGGUAAACACAACAAGGAGCCACAGGCUGUCCUGAGUCCUCUCAUAGCAAUUGCACUGAAAAUAUCUCAGAUUCACGAGAGGACAGGUCGCAAAGGUCCUACUGUUAUCACCUGAACCAAGGAAGGAUCUCUAACCCCGGGCCAAAAAUGAGAGUGCAAGAGAGAAAGAAGACCUUGCCAGAACACAUCAUCUGUUUGUGCCUUAUGUUAGUCUACGGGUUUGGGGGGAGGGGGAGAAUUCAGUGCUGAUCAUAUUCAUCUUCCUUGUUCUGCUCAGAUGGCAGUGCAUUUAUUUCUGUACUAUGGCUUCAAUAUCUUCUUAUACACAAAAAUAACCAACAAGAAAGCUCCCUUAUAUCAAGACUCAGUUAUUACAAAAUGCCAGCAUGUAAGAAAAGAAUCUAGUGUUCUCCAUCUUGUGCUUGGGAUUUGCAAAGCAGCCAUAGGCCGCAUGCAAACUUCCUUGGACUUUAGUGCAGUGCAUAGGCCCUUCUUAGUAUAUUGAGAAUCUCAGUUUUAAGUUUUGAACACAAAGCUCUUAUGGUGGCUACGCUAAGUCUGCAAAUGUAAAACAGUACUUUCAAAAGUCCCUGAAAGAAAAUAAUUAAACUCUUUUGGUUAUCCUCUGUUUUCUAAACCCAUAGUGUGAUGGGCUGAUUGAUUAUUUUGAACUAGAAAUAACAGUGCUCUUGGUCUCUCCAGCUGCUGAGAGAAAGCUUGUCAUGCUACCAAGGUUCCAGAAAUGUUGCCCUCCAUAUAAAAUGCCACACACAACACAGUGUCAAAAUAAUGUAGCUCAUGUGCCAAAACUGCAAGUAUGCGUGUUUCUCUAGCCCCUGCUUGCUAGUCUACUAAUUUGCAUGUUUACUUGAAAAUAACUCCCACUGAGUUCAGUAAGAUGCACAUGGAAAUGUGCAUAGUUUUACUGCUUUAAACUGAGAUUUUGUGUAAUUGAUUAUUAUUGCCCAAACUUAAUCUACCAGCCAAAGUUGCACAAAUCGUAAGUCAGUCGAUGCCUGAUGCAUUACAUUCUUGUACACUUCAUGUCAGUAAGACAUUUGCAUUUAAAAAGUGGAGGGCAAAAAAUCACUAUAAUGCAACCCCCAUGUUGGCAAGCAACUUUUGUGUUCUGCUCUUGUCUGCAACAUUAUUUACAAAUUCCCACCAUCACAAACGUGUUGCUCAUGUGGCUUAUAUGCUUGCAAUGAAAAGGUUGCAAUGAUGCGUUCCCAUCCCAUCCCUCCCUGUAAACCUGCCAGUUUGACAUCUCUGCAUUUUCCUAAAUUUUAAUUUUAAGGAGUUAACUGUUCUAUUAAACAAUAUUGAAGGAAACUUCCUUUUCUUAGUAUACAUCUGCUGCAGCUGCUUUGGCAGAGAUCCAUAGCUUCUUCUUUUUUGAAGGAACUGUUAGAGCCCUCCCCUGCUUCUUUAAAAAAAAAAAAAAAAGAGCUGUUAUGAAUUAGAUUCAACGCCUAUCUCUCAAUGUGUUCCACUUUUCUACAGAUGAGUGCCCAUUGGCAGAGUCAAACUUUUACACUGGAAGGGUAUUCUGAUUCCUUUAAAAAUCCAGUAUCUAGGUUCAAAAUAAUAGGUCUGAAAUAUAUCUACAUGGAGAGUUAAGUUUUUGUGCACAUACUUGGCACUUCACUUUGGUUAUACUUGGCCCUGUGUUCUAGAUAUAUAAGAGCAUGAUAACAGAACACUCCAUUUAGUGACAUCCCUGCCAUAAUGUUUAUGACUUUCCUCUGCAUUAUAAACCCAGGAAUAGGACUCUAAAGAAAUCUAGGAUACUAUUCACCGAGUCUCUGGGAAAUAUUAAAACUCCUGUAAAGCAUCUCCAUGUGUUAUGUUCACAUGAUUCCUUUCAAAAGCCAGCAGAAUUUUGAAAAUGACCCCUAGCAAUCAGGUAACAUUUCUUCUUAGAUGCUUUUGCGAGCUCAUUGAAAAGCCUUCAGUAACCCUGAGACUUGCAUCAGAAACAAUCCUUAAAGAAACAUCUUAAAGAGCUACCUUAGAGCAGGUGAUUUCCAGCAGAACCCAACCCUCACUCUGCUGACUGCAGCUUUGUUUUGGCUCUUCUCAGUGUGCGGGGACUACAGGAACGAUGUGGCAGCCAUUUAAGCCCCUGGACCUUUUUCCAGAGCCAUUUAUAUUGCAGCAGUAGUCUGGUUCUUUUCUUGAUACUUAGUGUGGGAGGGGGUUGGAAAAGAGGAGGAGAAUGAGUGUAGAAGCAAGAAGGCUUCAUUAAAAAUGUGUUAGAGUUACUUAACACUAAAGUGAUUUGUGCUUUUCAUUUUUUGCAGAAUCCUAGUUAAAGGAAUAUCAGCCUUCUUUUUCAAAGGGCUUCCUUUAACUAGAGUGCACUGUAGCUUGAUGUGGCAGAUAGGAAUGUUGUGGUUGUGAGUUUUACUGGGGCAGAAUAGCACUCAAGAGGGACUCUCUCUCCCUAAUGAAACAUCAGCUGUGGUUGUCCUUGAACGAUAAUGAACUGAUUGUUUUAGAAGUACAUCUCUUAUUCACUUAGCUUCCUGAAAACCUGCCGGAUGCUUUAUCAGAGGGUGAUAGAAGAAAUCAAGGAAUAGAUGAGGCAGAGGAGGGUACAAUAAAUGAUUCUUGUGCUCUAACGAAGACACAUGAUACUGAAAUGAUAACAAGUACUCCUUGUGCAUGAGAUUCAUUUGAAUGUUUUUCUUCUUUGGGAACAGAGGUGAGGCUGCUUGUCAUUUGUUGAGAUGGCUUUUGUGCAAUCUGAUACUUUUGUAACCUAGUACAAUUCAUUGCGAUGGUCAAGUGCAAUGUUAGGGUCAUUGUGCUUAAAAAACAGAUUUGGUUUCUUUUGAUAUUUGUCAAAACUUGCUAUGACAUUUAUUAAAUUUGGAAUGCUAUAUUUAUGCCUUGCAUGACAUUACUGAUAAUAGGCACAGCUCGCUCUAAUACAACACAAGCUUUUUUUUAGCUGUGUCAAAGUAAAUGAGGCACUGAUUGUUUCCUUUCUUCUAAAAACACUGUGUUCUAUUGCAGUAUUAUUAAAUAUCUUUUUCUAAAUCAA
This is a messenger RNA of Hemicordylus capensis (graceful crag lizard), 4991 nucleotides long. It is a transcript of the gene PGM5, whose product is annotated as phosphoglucomutase 5. The record is from RefSeq and is a predicted model, not a curated record. Gene Ontology annotation, molecular function: magnesium ion binding; phosphoglucomutase activity. The transcript is spliced from 11 exons. Gene Ontology annotation, biological process: carbohydrate metabolic process; striated muscle tissue development; myofibril assembly. Gene Ontology annotation, cellular component: cell-substrate junction; cytosol; sarcolemma. Lineage: Eukaryota; Metazoa; Chordata; Lepidosauria; Squamata; Cordylidae. The coding region runs from base 354 to 2057 and encodes 567 amino acids.